This is a messenger RNA of Peromyscus maniculatus bairdii (prairie deer mouse), 11754 nucleotides long. The record is from RefSeq and is a predicted model, not a curated record. NCBI's taxonomy places the organism in Eukaryota, Metazoa, Chordata, Mammalia, Rodentia, Cricetidae.
GAGGCGUCCCGCACCGUGGGCGGGAGGCUGCGGCGGGAGACCCGUCCCGGAGACGCGGGGAAGAGCGAGCCGAUGGCGCUGGCGGCCGCGCUUCGACCCGGUAACUUACAAGAUUAUAAUUAGUGUGGUUGCUGAUGAUUCUGAAUAAAUACAGCUUUUAUCACAGGUGUGCCAUUUUGAAGACGGAGACAAUAGAGUUUUACCUUUGAGAAUAAAGGAGAGCCCUUGGAAAAUUCUGUAUUUUAUAUAGCAAAAAUGUGGAUCCCAGAUGGAAUGAAAUUACCUAUACCAUAGACAUUUUUGAAGCAUUUACAUCCAGUCACCUUGAAGAGUUUCAAAUGGACCAUACCACUGAGAAAUCAAGAUGGCAGCCCACUAUGGGGAAUUGAGGAAAAUGGAUUAAUCCAAGAAUGCUGUGAUAUUAUACAACCAUCCCAGGGUUCUUUUAAUAUGGAUUCCAUGAAAUGAACGAUUCUUACCCAACACAAAUGGACAGUGGGAUUUACUUUCUAAAGACUUGUUACAUAUCAUGUACAUUUUAACAUCUGGAGAAGAUGCUACAUUUAUUCAAAUGGUAGUUUGUAUUUCUGGAAUUUCUUACAAUUUUGAUCUGAGUGACCAUAUGGAAUGUUAACUUCAAUAAAAUCUCUAAAACUUAAAAGAUUUCUCAGUUUGGCCCUUUUUUAAAUUUUUUUUUUUUUUAAAGUGGAAGCUUUCAUUAAAUGUUCAUUUCCCCUUAAUAACAUUUUGACCUUUAUCCUUUGCUUUUCAUUAAAGUAUACUGAAUAAAGCUGGUAAAAUGGAAUGGUGUACUGGAGAAUGUUUUGUUUGAUUGGGAUUUAUGUUUAUUGGCAAAGCUGUGUCUGUGUAUCUGUGCUGAGUGGAAUGACCCUUUGGUUAAAAAGCAGUUUGGUUGGUGUUCAUUAUAGGAUUUAAAUGAAUUUCAUUGAAUUUGUUUGGGUCUUUUCAAAACAUUUUGCAUUUUAAUCAGUGGGUAAUAGGAACCUUGAAAGUGUCAUGAGAUUAUAAUGAAUUUACAAAACAAAGUAAAGUACUUGUUGGCUACACAGACUGAGACCAAGUAUCUCAAUUUGUGUUGAUGCAAAUGGCCUCGUUGACCUGUGUUUUUAAAGUAUAAAUAAAACAUCUCGCAGUAGAAUUCUCAUCAUAUUUGAGUUAUACUGAUGUUUGUAUUGUCUAACAUUAGAUGUGUAUUUGUAGGGCUUUUAGGGUAUAAUACACACCAAAGGUCCUAAAACAGCAGUGCAAUUUACAUUUGAAAAAAAUCUUGUUUCCUGCUAUACAGUUGGGAGUUUAAAUGGAUCACACUAUGCUUUGGAUUAUCCAUGGUUGGAAUCAAAUGACACGUUUUUAUUUAUUGAUCUUAGCUAGUAACAGUUUCGUUAACUAAUGUAAAGAAAUGAUGGGGAUUUGUUUUGUGGACCAAAUGACCAUUGAUUAUAUUUUCUCAAUAUAGAAAACGAACAAAAUAACCCAUUGUUAAUGUAAAAUACCUUAGAAUACACAUCUAUGGUUAAUACACAUGCAGUGUUGUUCGUUGAGUGAUGUGAGGUAGUUGGUUGGUCUUCGUGUAAAUUGGAAAAUGAAUUUUGGAUUUUUGUUUGGAUGCAAAAAUAUCUGUAGAUUUGAAACUUGAUUGUGGAUUUUGCAUUUACUUAUAUUUAACAUAAUUGCUUUUGGUUGUAAAUCUGAAGUGGAUUACCACAUUGAUGGAGUGACAUGGUUUUGACCAAUUACAGGGUUUAGUAAAGGAAUGUUUUGAGUUUUUAGGGUCUGUAGGUGGUAUACUUGUCUGUAUGGGAGAGAACACUGCAUUUGUAAUUUUGUUUCUAUAGACUUUGUGUUUUCACCUUUAGGGAGUUUGUCUUCAAAAGUUUGAUAAUUGGCUGUUAGGUGUGUCCUGUUGUAAAUGACCUGUUAUUGAUGAAAUAUGAGUGUACCUAGAAUUGGAUUUGAAAUAUGAGUGAAGCAUUGGGCUAUGCUGGUUAUUUUGGUUUUGGAGUUGAGAUUGAGUUUUUGAUUGAAGGGUGACCAUGGUUGGUGUAUAUUCUUGAUUUUGUAGUUACUCAUUUUGCCUAAAUCAGUUUAAGAAGUAAAUAUGUAACGAGUAUGAGAAUUUUUUAAUGUGUGGCGCCUCCAAGGUUAUAUAAUGGGUUAAAGAAUUUUCAUGAUUCUGGGUGGGGUAGGAUGGUUGUAUUAAAUUUUGCUCUACUGCAACUGAACACUAGGGAGGCGCUCUUGAGUUGUAAAAAAAUUACCCCUUCCAGUUGGGGUAGACAAUUCCCCUUUAAACUUAAUCUUUAGAUGGUUUUUAGGGACCAUAAAGAAGGCAAGAGUUGAGUCAUUUAUAGUAUUGCUGGUGCUUCUAGCUACAAGCCAUUUUACCCAUGGGGGUGUUAAUUUUUUUAAAGAUUAGUAUUUAAGCUGAGCUUUAGAUUCUCUAAAAAUUAUCCUUAUUUCAAAAUGGCUUGAUAAAACACCACUUCCUGUCCAGGGAGGAAGUUAUUUUAGCUCAAGGACUGAAAUAUUUAGCAGAUCUUUAGACAAAAGGAACAAAUUACAUUUCUCUCUGGCUUAAAAAGGGUGCUUGAGCCAGAGGGGGUUAAGAAGCCCUUCCCCCUCCCCCUCAUGGAGUGGUCUGGAGGGGCAGGGAGGUGUGGGGUUGGGGGUCUUAAGGCUCCCUUGGAUGGAGGAUCUAGGUUUUUUUCUUUUUUCUUUCUUUUUUUUUUUUUUGGUGGAGAUGAAGGGGUGGGUCUAUGGUACAUCACCUGAGUUGUGGGGUAAAUGUAGAGAGUGUCAAUCAAAGGCAGAGCUCUCAGAGCUGGGAAGGAGGCUCUAGAUGGCGGCUGUGCCUUAGAGAGAGCGCGCUUUGCUCCCUGCUUCGGUUCACUUUACGCAACUUUCCCUAACUUUCGGGCAGCCUCAGGGGGCCCCCGCAACCCCCUGCCUCUUCUAGUGACUUACUGGGGUCGAACCGAACCUUUUUUUGGGAGAAAAGCAGCUUUUAGGAGCUUUCUUUUCGUGCCUUGUUGGAAGAAGCUGCCGUAUUGAGAGCCCAGGUCGUUGUUUUUUCCAGCUUAGAAGCCAUGGCGCACCUCCAUUUUUGUGCGCUCUCCUAAUGAGGCUUUUUUUUCCCUUCCGGACCUGUUUUAGUAUUAAUUACUGCUUUAUUUUUUGACAAGUCAACACAUUUGAGGACUAUUUCAUUUACUUUUUGUUUUUUAACGGAGGAUUUUGCGUUAUUUUUAAUUAUUUCGGAUCUGAUAUUUUUCUACUACUAGAUAGGACUCUUGUUUUGGAAUACUACAUGGAUCAGUAAAUACCUGGGCACAGGACUUCAAAGCAAACACAGAUUCCCCCUCCCCCUUAAUAUUUAAGAAUUAAAAGAUGAUGAGAAAUAAGGACAAAAGCCAAGAGGAGGACAGUUCGCUACACAGCAAUGCAUCGAGUCAUUCGGCCUCUGAAGAAGCUUCGGGUUCAGACUCUGGCAGUCAGUCGGAAAGUGAACAGGGCAGUGACCCCGGAAGUGGACAUGGCAGCGAGUCCAAUAGCAGUUCUGAAUCUUCUGAGAGUCAGUCAGAAUCUGAAAGUGAAUCAGCAGGUUCCAAAUCACAGCCAGUCCUUCCAGAAGCCAAAGAGAAGCCUGCCUCUAAGAAGGAACGGAUAGCUGACGUGAAGAAGAUGUGGGAAGAAUAUCCUGAUGUUUAUGGGGUUAGGCGGUCAAACCGAAGCAGACAAGAACCAUCACGAUUUAACAUUAAGGAAGAGGCAAGUAGCGGGUCUGAGAGCGGGAGUCCAAAAAGAAGAGGCCAGAGGCAGCUGAAAAAACAAACAGUGCCCAAACCUCAAGUUAAAAAGCAACCCAAGACUCAGCGUGGAAAGCGGAAAAAGCAGGAGUCUUCUGAUGACGAUGACGAUGACGAUGAAGCUCCCAAAAGGCAGACUCGACGAAGAGCUGCUAAAAAUGUGAGUUACAAAGAAGAUGAUGACUUUGAGACUGAUUCAGAUGAUCUCAUUGAAAUGACUGGAGAAGGAAUUGAUGAACAGCAAGAUAAUAGUGAAACUAUUGAAAAGGUCUUAGAUUCAAGACUGGGAAAGAAAGGAGCCACUGGAGCAUCCACCACUGUGUAUGCUGUUGAAGCCAAUGGAGACCCGAGCGGCGACUUUGACACGGAGAGGGAGGAAGGGGAAAUCCAAUACCUUAUCAAGUGGAAGGGCUGGUCUUACAUCCACAGCACAUGGGAGAGUGAAGAAUCCUUACAACAACAGAAGGUGAAGGGCCUGAAAAAACUGGAGAACUUCAAGAAGAAAGAGGACGAGAUCAAACAAUGGUUAGGGAAAGUUUCUCCAGAAGAUGUUGAAUAUUUCAAUUGCCAACAGGAGCUGGCAUCAGAGUUGAAUAAACAGUAUCAGAUAGUAGAAAGAGUAAUAGCUGUGAAGACAGGUAAAUCUGCAUUGGGCCAAACAGAUUUUCCAGCUCAUAGUCGGAAGCCAGCGCCUUCAAAUGAGCCUGAAUAUCUAUGCAAAUGGAUGGGACUGCCCUAUUCAGAGUGUAGCUGGGAAGAUGAAGCCUUGAUUGGAAAGAAAUUCCAGAAUUGUAUCGACAGCUUCCACAGUCGUAACAACUCCAAAACCAUUCCAACAAGAGAAUGCAAGGCACUAAAGCAAAGACCACGAUUUGUAGCUUUAAAGAAGCAGCCAGCAUACUUAGGAGGGGAGAAUCUGGAGCUCCGAGAUUAUCAGCUAGAGGGUCUCAACUGGCUUGCUCACUCCUGGUGCAAAAGCAACAGUGUAAUCCUUGCUGAUGAAAUGGGCCUAGGAAAGACCAUCCAGACCAUAUCAUUUCUCUCCUACCUGUUCCACCAGCACCAGCUCUAUGGACCCUUUCUUAUAGUCGUCCCCUUAUCCACCCUCACUUCAUGGCAGAGGGAGUUUGAAAUCUGGGCACCAGAGAUUAAUGUAGUGGUUUAUAUAGGUGACCUGAUGAGCAGAAAUACGAUAAGGGAAUAUGAGUGGAUUCAUUCUCAAACUAAAAGGUUGAAGUUCAAUGCACUUAUAACAACGUAUGAGAUCCUCUUAAAAGAUAAGACCGUGCUGGGCAGUAUUAACUGGGCCUUCCUGGGAGUAGAUGAAGCCCAUCGGUUGAAGAAUGAUGACUCUUUAUUGUAUAAAACUCUGAUUGAUUUCAAGUCCAGCCACAGGCUACUGAUCACGGGCACCCCUCUUCAGAAUUCCCUCAAGGAACUUUGGUCUUUGCUGCACUUUAUUAUGCCGGAGAAGUUUGAGUUCUGGGAAGAUUUUGAAGAAGACCAUGGAAAGGGGAGAGAGAAUGGUUAUCAGAGUCUUCAUAAGGUACUAGAGCCUUUCCUUCUUCGGAGAGUCAAAAAAGAUGUGGAGAAAUCCCUUCCUGCCAAAGUGGAACAGAUUCUCAGGGUGGAGAUGUCAGCCCUUCAGAAACAGUAUUAUAAAUGGAUCUUGACCAGGAAUUACAAGGCUCUCGCCAAAGGAACAAGGGGCAGCACAUCUGGCUUUCUUAAUAUUGUGAUGGAGCUGAAAAAAUGCUGCAAUCACUGCUACCUGAUCAAAGCUCCAGAGGAAAAUGAAAGGGAGAACGGCCAGGAGGUCCUUCAGUCUCUAAUCAGGAGCAGUGGGAAGCUGAUUCUGUUAGACAAAUUGUUGACAAGACUCCGAGAAAGGGGAAACAGAGUCCUGAUCUUCUCUCAGAUGGUGAGAAUGUUGGAUAUUCUGGCCGAGUACCUGACUAUCAAACACUAUCCUUUCCAGCGCCUGGAUGGUUCUAUCAAGGGAGAAAUCCGAAAACAGGCAUUGGAUCACUUCAAUGCAGAUGGUUCUGAGGACUUCUGCUUCCUGCUCUCCACACGGGCUGGGGGCCUAGGAAUCAAUCUGGCUUCAGCGGACACAGUUGUCAUCUUUGACUCCGACUGGAACCCCCAGAACGACUUGCAGGCACAAGCCCGAGCGCAUAGAAUCGGUCAGAAGAAGCAGGUGAAUAUUUACCGCUUGGUUACAAAGGGGACUGUGGAAGAGGAGAUCAUAGAACGGGCCAAAAAGAAGAUGGUGUUGGACCAUCUCGUGAUUCAGCGCAUGGACACCACUGGCAGGACAGUCCUCGAAAACAACUCAGGAAGAUCCAACUCUAAUCCUUUUAAUAAAGAAGAGCUGACCGCCAUCUUGAAAUUUGGAGCAGAGGAUCUCUUCAAAGAAGUUGAAGGAGAGGAGUCAGAGCCUCAGGAGAUGGACAUAGACGAAAUCUUGCGCUUGGCUGAAACCAGAGAGAAUGAAGUGUCGACUAGUGCAACAGAUGAGCUUCUGUCGCAGUUUAAGGUUGCCAACUUUGCAACGAUGGAAGAUGAAGAGGAGCUAGAGGAACGUCCUCACAAGGACUGGGAUGAAAUCAUUCCAGAGGAGCAAAGGAAGAAAGUGGAGGAGGAGGAACGACAGAAGGAGCUAGAAGAAAUCUAUAUGCUGCCGCGAAUUCGUAGUUCCACUAAAAAGGCUCAGACAAAUGACAGCGAUUCUGACACGGAGUCUAAGAGGCAAGCCCAGAGAUCGUCUGCUUCUGAGAGUGAGACAGACGACUCUGACGACGAUAAGAAGCCGAAGCGCAGAGGGCGCCCCCGAAGUGUGCGCAAAGACCUGGUGGAGGGCUUCACGGACGCAGAGAUCCGAAGGUUCAUCAAGGCUUAUAAGAAGUUUGGUCUCCCUCUUGAAAGGCUAGAGUGCAUAGCACGUGAUGCCGAGCUAGUGGACAAGUCUGUGGCAGACCUGAAACGCCUCGGGGAACUGAUUCAUAAUAGCUGUGUGUCAGCAAUGCAGGAAUAUGAAGAACAGCUGAAAGAAAAUGCCAGCGAAGGAAAAGGACCAGGCAAGAGAAGAGGCCCAACCAUCAAGAUCUCUGGGGUUCAGGUUAAUGUGAAGUCCAUUAUCCAACAUGAAGAAGAGUUUGAGAUGCUGCAUAAAUCUAUCCCUGUGGACCCUGAGGAAAAAAAAAAAUACUGCCUGAGCUGCCGAGUCAAAGCGGCGCAUUUCGAUGUGGAGUGGGGUGUGGAGGAUGAUUCUCGUCUGUUGCUUGGGAUCUAUGAACAUGGCUAUGGAAACUGGGAGCUAAUUAAGACAGACCCAGAGCUAAAACUCACUGAUAAAAUUCUACCAGUGGAGACAGAUAAAAAGCCUCAGGGGAAGCAGCUGCAGACCCGGGUGGACUACUUGCUGAAGCUGCUCAGGAAGGGUCUGGAGAAGAAGGGCACUGUGACCAGUGGGGAGGAGACCAAACUAAAGAAACGGAAGCCUCGAGUAAAGAAGGAAAAUAAAGCCCCCAGGCUGAAGGAUGAGCAUGGGCUUGAACUGUCAUCCCCAAGACACUCAGACAACCAGUCUGAAGAGGGGGAAGUGAAGGAUGAUGGCUUAGAAAAAAGUCCAACGAAAAAAAAGCAGAAGAAGAAAGAGAACAAGGAGAACAAAGAAAAACCAGUGAGUUCUCGGAAGGACAGGGAAGGAGACAAAGAGAGGAAGAAGUCCAAGGACAAGAAAGAGAAGGUUAAAGGUGGUGAUGCCAAGUCUUCAAGUAAAUCAAAGCGAGCUCAGGGUCCUGUCCACAUUACAGCGGGAAGUGAACCUGUUCCCAUUGGGGAGGAUGAAGAUGAUGAUCUGGACCAGGAAACCUUCAGCAUUUGUAAAGAGAGGAUGAGGCCUGUGAAAAAGGCACUGAAACAGCUGGACAAACCUGACAAGGGACUCAAUGUGCAAGAACAGCUGGAGCACACCAGGAACUGCCUGCUUAAAAUUGGAGACCGCAUAGCUGAGUGCCUUAAAGCUUAUUCAGACCAGGAGCACAUCAAAUUGUGGAGGAGGAACCUAUGGAUUUUUGUUUCCAAGUUUACAGAAUUUGAUGCACGAAAACUACAUAAAUUAUAUAAGAUGGCUCAUAAGAAAAGAUCUCAAGAAGAGGAGGAACAAAAGAAGAAAGAUGAUACGCUUGGUGGUAAGAAACCAUUUCGACCAGAGGCCUCGGGCUCAAGCCGGGAUUCUCUGAUAUCUCAGUCCCAUACCUCACACAACCUUCAUCCUCAGAAGCCUCAUUUGCCUGCCUCCCAUGGUCCACAGAUGCAUGGACAUCCAAGAGAUAACUACAGUCAUCCCAACAAGAGACACUUUAGUAAUGCAGAUCGAGGAGACUGGCAGAGAGAAAGAAAGUUCAACUAUGGUGGUGGUAACAAUGCCCCCUGGGGCAGUGACCGGCACCAUCAAUAUGAGCAGCACUGGUACAAGGAUCACCAUUAUGGUGACCGGAGACAUAUGGAUGCCCACCGUUCUGGAAGCUACCGACCUAACAACAUGUCCAGAAAGAGACCUUAUGAGCAGUACAGCAGUGACCGAGACCACCGGGGACACAGAGACUAUUAUGACAGGCACCAUCAUGACUCUAAGCGGAGGAGAUCAGAUGAUUUUAGGCCCCAGAAUUACCACCAGCAGGAUUUCCGACGAAUGUCUGACCACCGACCCACGAUGGGUUACCACGGCCAGGGACCCUCAGACCAUUACCGCUCUUUUCACACAGACAAGUUGGGGGAAUAUAAACAGCCCCUGCCCUCACUGCACACUGCGGUCUCAGAUCCUCGCUCACCUCCUUCCCAGAAAUCUCCCCAUGAUUCCAAGUCACCCUUGGAUCACAGGUCUCCUUUGGAGAGAUCACUAGAACAGAAGAACAACCCCGAUUAUAACUGGAAUGUUCGGAAAACAUAAAGGACGGCUCCGCCGGGGAGAGGUGGCAGGAGCCGUCAAGCACUUGGACGUUCUGGCCUGGCCCAGCGGGGGCCGGUGCUCAGGCUGGGAGCGGAGUGUUUGGAUGCACUGCUGCUGAGUCCCUGAGUUGGCGGCUGAAGGAGCACUUGAGGGAGUGGAGGCCCUGGUCUGCUGCUUUGGUUUGGCCUCCACUCCUGCACUUUGGCACCCAUCCCACCCUCGCCUCUUGUGGCCUCCCACCUCCGAGGGUGCUCGGAGGAAGAGGCGACUUUCUGUCCCCGCUGCAUCGGGCUGCUUCCCCUGGGAAGGACUCGGGGAUCUUGAGAGUCAGUGAAUGUUAGAGUCGGCAUGAGUGACCAGGGCGAGGACCUGCUGGACAGUGUGUGAUUGGUUCACUAUGACACGAGGGAUGCUGCUGAUGGGAAGUGGGGGGUCACAGGGCGGGGUUCACACUGCAAGACUUGAAAGGGGAGCAGGCAUACCCCUCUGCUGUGUUCUUGGGAGAAAUGAUACACUUGGUCUCAUUAUGUGAAGGGGGUGGGGAUAAAGAGACAGGGAAUAACUUCCACCAUGGCCUCCUACCUGCCAACACUAAUUUUUUCCGUACUAUCUUUGUACAUUUCAAAGGUUUGGUCUCCUGGUGGGGUCCAUUUCCCUCUUUGUCAGGGAAAGUUGGAUCCCUCUGGCUGAUUUUAGAGUACUGUGACUUUGGCGUCAUCGGUGCCAGGUCUUACUUGUUUGGGGAGUGGGCUGAGUGGGUGUGGGGUGGAGAUGGGGGUGGGGUAGUGUGACCAGGAACUAGGAAUCCCUGGUGGGUUUCUGGUUCCUGGGUUGAGAAGGAAAGUCACAGGUCCUGGAGAUGGAAAUGGAGGUGGCCUGCUGAUGAGAUUCCUGCUGGUGAGCCCAGGGGUGGGGCACUCAUGCAGAUGGGGGUGGGACUCCUGAUGUGGGCGGUGGUAGUGCCAGCAAGCAGGGAGCGUUCAGUGUUGGAGUGGGUCAGCGAGGGCACUUGCAUCUCGGUUCCUUUACACAGCUUGAAGAGGCAGACGGGCUCUCUGGACCCACACCUCUCGACAGUGGAGGUGCAGUCAUGAAAACAGCUACUCAUGUGGUUACAUUGCCAUUGCAAGUUGGGAUUCAGUAGAAUCAAACCCUGCCGCUUUAAGAUCUGUAGAGUAUAAGCCUAAGUUAAUUUUUUCCCAAAUCCCAAGCAUCCAUGACAGGAGUAGCUGAGCUGUAUGAUGGCAGGAGGCCUGUGAGGGUCAGGCUGGGUCGGGGUUAGGGGGAGGGCCGCUGGUGGGUUGCAUCAUUGAAUGGCUCUUCUCAGUGGAUGGAUAACUGGGUCGGCCCUGUGGUUUUACUCACUUUCAGUAUAGCUUGCCAGUAUUGUUAGGGUAUCCAAAGCCUUUCUAGAUGGAGACAGCAAAACUGACUUGAACAUAUGGUAUGGUGUGCCUCUGUAAGCUCAUUCUGAGUUGAUGAAGUCUUGUGUUGGACAUACACAGGAUUCGGCUCUUGGGGAACUCCCUGGGGGACAGGGUGGGGCCCGUCCUGGGCAGUACCAUUAAUGACUUUCCCAAGACAAGCUUGAGUGGUGUCCUUGAGUGCAUCAUCUGGCCGUGGUAUGGCUGUGGUGGGCCAUUGCUUCUGCUGCUUAGAGUAAGUACCAAGGACCUGCAAGUCAGUCCUUGCAGCCAGUGCUCAGCAGACCAUCACCUUCUUGAUCCUCGUGGUCCUUCACCCUGACCAUGUACAUGCAUGACUGCCCUGGAGUUCCCUGGCUGUCGUCUCCUGCCUGGUGGCCUGCCAUGACUUCUCAGUUGAAGGCUGAAAGUCUGGUCCCCUUUGGCCACACAGUGAAAAGUGAACCAUAGAUGGAGCUUCUUGCUGAUCACAUCAACACUAGUCUGUUUGGCCUGCUGUGCUCUGAGGUGCUGGGAGCUCAGCAAGAACAGGAGGUCCCCUGUGGAAGGUGGAGGGCUUUGCCUUUCCGUACUACCUAGGUCUGUCUGUCUUUCAACUUGUUGGUAGAAGUUACACGUUAUUCUCAAAGAUGUCUCAUCAUGAGGAAAAAGGAUCUUCCUUUUGUUCACGUUCAGGACUAAAGUGCCAUAAAGUGCAGCAAAAGGCAAUGUUGGCCAGAUCAGUGUUACAUUGAUUCUAAGAUUGCAGUAUCUCCCACCAAACGUCUGUUCUAGGUGUUGACGUGUAUUUGAAGGGUGGGUUGGAGAAAGGAGGCAUUCCUCUUGCUUUAGACCAGCAUGUGCAUCACAUGCUUUACACGGAAAUUUGCACAGGCGGGAGACGAAGCCCGUGGAGCUCUGCUGGGCCUAGCUGGGCAGCCCGUGGUUGAGGAAAUGGCGGGACUUGAGGAGAGGGGGUGUUGCCAAGGCCUGAAGUACUGUGAUGCACUGUGACCCUAGAAAAGGACGGUGAUGUCUCUGCUGAUCACUGUGUCCUCUCAUUGGCCAGCCUGCGGGAGCCCAAUCUCAUGGUCCUUCCUUGGACUCUGUGUAGUCAGUCAUUCCUUAAGCCCCGCCAAGGGAACGCAAACAUUUCUCACUGUGCUGCUGAUGUUCUGAGCUGGUGUGGCUGGCAGCUACAUCAGGCCGUGCAGAGCAAAGGUGAUUCACUUAAGUGUUCACACACAGCAACACUGAAAUCCUAUAGACCAAAACCCACUUGUCAGCAGGAGCCGUGUCCAGGCCCAGCACCCGUGGGCUGCUAGCUCAUCCGAGGCCAGCUGUAUCGGGUGAAGAGAGCCAUGCCAAGGGUCCAGGCUGCUUUAGUCCAUCUGUGCCCUACCCAUUUGGGAACAGGUGGUUUUUCUUGUAAACUUGUGGACUUUUGAAACCUGUUGACUAAACAGUAAUUAAUUUAUAUUUGUGAAAAAUGCCACUGUCCUAGUGAUUUCUGAUGUAAAUAAUGUUGUUUAUAUAGUAUGUAUUAAAAUUUUCCUACAUUGUAAAA